Molecule: messenger RNA, 2553 nt
Organism: Microdochium trichocladiopsis
Lineage: Eukaryota; Fungi; Ascomycota; Sordariomycetes; Xylariales; Microdochiaceae
Product: putative arsenite efflux transporter ArsB-like protein
Exons: 3
Coding region: 258-2450 (730 amino acids)
Biological process (GO): transmembrane transport
Cellular component (GO): membrane
Source: RefSeq, a predicted model, not a curated record
CCCGAACAAUCCAACGAGCGACCCUACCAUUCGCCAACCUCGGGGUUCUCAAGUUUUUUUUCUUCUUCUUCCUCCUCCCUGUAAUUAUCAUACCGCUCGCGACAUGGCAGAGCCCGUUAUAUAGUGGCUAGCGAAAUCUGUGUGACUGCCUCGCGCGCUCCUGCGCUGCUCAUGUCUUUUCCCCCGGCUUGGGCCUUCGAUGAGCUGCUCUGACCGCAGUACUUGCUCACUGUGCUGAUCCGAACCAGAACCACGCCAUGGCCAACGACAACACAAGCACCGCCAGCACCGCUGGUGGCGUGAGCAACAUCCAGGAAUGGCGUUCCAUCGUCACACUCGUCGUCUUUGUCGUCACCAACAUCAUUGUGCUUGCACCAUUUCAUAUUCCUAUUCCUGUCCCCAGGUCAUUCAACGAUGCAAUUCGGCAAUUCUUUGUCAAGGCGCGAGUGAUCCCGCCAAGGCGCGAGGCGCCCGAUCAGGAGUCAACAAAGCCGCACAAGGUUGUCUACUGGAACAUCCCAAUCAACCUCAUCACAGCCCCUCUGGUCGCGGACUUGUUUCUUCUGGCAAUCAGCGCAAUAGGCCGACAAGAGGUCGUCGACGGAACUUACGGCAAAGAUUCGAUCUACCCAUACGACAUCAUGAUCUUCUUCAUCUCGCUUGCUUAUAUCGCCAUUUCCAUCGAUGCCUCCGGCCUCAUUAGAUAUCUUGCCUUCAAGGUGCUCCAGAAAGGCGGCAAAGUCGGCCCAUGGCUUUUCUUCUACCUCUACACCUUCUUCUUUGCGCUUGGCAGCUUCAUCGGCAACGAUCCCAUCAUCUUGUCCGGCACGGCUUUCCUCGCUUACAUGACCAGGGUCUCACGUAAUAUUGUGCACCCCAGAGCCUGGAUCUUCACCCAGUUUGCCGUGGCAAAUAUUGCCUCGGCAAUCCUGGUCUCAUCUAACCCAACAAACCUCGUGUUGGCGGGUGCUUUUGGCAUCAAAUUCAUCGUCUACACAGCGAACAUGAUUGUACCCGUAGUGGUCACGGCUAUCGUCCUUUUUCCUUUUCUUCUCUACGUCAUAUUCGCGGAUGAAGGUCUCAUUCCUUCCUCAAUCCAGAUGCACGAGCUGUCCGAGGAAGCAAAGGCGAAGAAACCCGUCAACCCCAACAUCCCACACGGCCGCGGCAUUGAAGAGGACGACGACGGAAUGACCAACGAUGACGAGGCAAAGCAGUUGUCGCUGGAGGAGGUAAUGAACCCAUUUCUGGAUAAACAUGGUGCUGCCUUUGGUGCCGUGAUCAUGGCCGCGACCUUGAUUACAGUCCUUGUGGUCAACGCGGCGCAAAUCCAUGGUGGCCAUAUACAGGUCUAUCUCAUCACCCUGCCAGCUGCGGUUGUCAUGCUUUGCUGGGAUCUGACGCUUGGCUGGCUCAAUCGCAAGGAGACCCGGAAGAUUUCGCAACGCGGCCGCGAGGAGAUCGAGCACAAGCGCGCAGAGCGUGAAGCCAGAGAAGCCGCGCUGCAGAUAGCACCACCCCCAACAUCGUCCCAGCAGACCAGUACUGAAGAACUUCGGAUCCCACCACCCGGAGAUACCGCCAUCUCCCAAUCAGAAGGCACUGAGGCAUUGUCCACGCCAUCUGAGAAGGAUGUUUUGGCUGCGGCCAAUCUGCGUGAGGGGUCUUCGAACACCGAGGCCGAGGCAGAAGCUGAGGCCGCGAAGGAAGGCCAGACACAAUCAUCUUUGCCGAAUCCAGAGAAACCCACUGCCGUCAUGGGGGAUACAACACCCAAUGAACUUUCGGGGCCCUCCUCAGAGGAUGCGAAGCGUGACGUGAGAACGCCCUCUAACACAAGCGAGAAGGCAUCUCUGGUCUCGAAAGUGGAGGACGGGCUGUCGUGGGCCAGGGAAACAUUCCCGACGGUGAUGGCAGUCAUGUCGCAUCUCCCGUUUGCACUGAUCCCUUUCGCAUUUUGCAUGUUUGUUAUGGUGCAAGGUCUGGUCACCAAGGGCUGGAUCGAGGUCUUUGCAUACGGCUGGGACCAUUGGGUUGAGAAGACGGGAACGAUCGGUAGCAUUGGGGGCAUGGGUUUCCUGGGUGUGAUCCUAAGCAAUUUCUCUGGCACAAACAUUGGCACCACCAUUCUGCUGUGCCGUGUAAUUCAGGGCUGGGAGAAGCUGCAUGGGGAUGGUCUCAAUCCCAUAAGCGACCGCACGUUCUGGGGCGCGGUCUACAGUAUGGCUCUAGGCGUCAACUACGGAGCCUUUAGCAUUGCCUUUAGUGCAUCGCUGGCUGGACUGCUCUGGCGCGACAUCCUGGCGCGCAAGCACAUCCAUGUGCGCAGCCUUGAUUUCGCCCGGGUCAACUUGCCGAUCAUUGCAAUCUCCAUGAUUGUGGGCUGCACAGUACUUGUUGGCGAAAUCUACAUAAUCAGGACGGACAACCCGUACAGUAAAGGGACCUGAGGCGGCAACUUUUUUGACAAACUCUUGUAUAAAGCACAAUUAGAAGAACAUAGCCAGCCAACUUGGUAGAACAUUCAAUUAAUAUUCUACGCUGAAUUUCACA